Monascus purpureus is the source of this 1345-nucleotide messenger RNA. The record is from the annotation of a GenBank genome assembly. NCBI's taxonomy places the organism in Eukaryota, Fungi, Ascomycota, Eurotiomycetes, Eurotiales, Aspergillaceae.
CUAAAUGUGGUUGCAGGUCAUGUUCCUGCUGAAUAAUGGUCUUGGCAGAUUAAAAUGUCACCCAUCGCAGUUUCCGAGGUAGCAUGAUCUUUUGUACAAUGUGUACGCGGCUCAUGCAAGCUCAAGCCAAUUACAUAAGCACUUUUACCUCGCGCGAACCCAAAACGACCUUGACUCAUCUGCAACCACAACAGUUUUUCCUUGCGUCUUUUCACCCUACUCACAUCUUCUCACCUAUAUCGAAUUUCGACAUCUAUAUCGCAGGCAAAGAUACUAAGAGUACACAAAAUAAUAUUCAAAAGAAAGAUUUGCAGCGGAGAUGUUCAGGAAUCCCCGACAGGUCGCACCUGACAGCGUUUCUUCAGAAUUCAGUCAAAUACUCAAGCCUCUACCGGUCAUAUCAUGGGGACAGCUUGCAAUGUAUCAUUUGGGUGUCCCAACUGGGGCAGGCGUAAGUAUUUCCUCUCUUAUUGUGUCCUGUUCUCACUAUCAUCGCAGGAUCACAUGUUUGUUGUCCGAGACGAACAUCAUCAGACGGCGAUUCAGAAGCUCAAAGACUCAGGAUUCACUCAAGCCCCUCCUGAUCGCCGGGCCGCCCCUGAAAUUAUGGAGUCUCUCCCAGAUCCGCAAGCCGUCCUUGAUGAGAUUAACAAAGGCUACGAACGCCUAGACCGUUAUUGCACGUCAUUCCAAUUCCCGCCUCACCUUCCGUUCAGCGGGGACCAAAUCUUUUUAAUCCCCAACUCCUUCGCGCAUUUACCACUGGACAAUCUCGGCAUGCCUUCAAACCUGUCAAGCCAAAGGGCUCAACCAAAGCAAUAUGAAGUGUAUGGCAACUUAUUCUAUCCGCUUGAAGCGGCAUUGGUUGAGAGCUUUGUUAAAGGAGUUAUUCAUGACAUCGAGGAGCUUGGAUUUUCGUCUUGGCAGUUGCUACUAAACGCCUGGAUAUCAAUGAUGCGGAGCUAUCUCGAAGUCAACAAUGAUAUUCUUGAUAACUGUGCGGAUGAGCGGGCAGUAGAAUGGUAUAGCACGCACUUUGGUCGGAUACACGAGGCCCAGUAUGGUGAAUGGGACCUCCGGGUUUCAAAACGUCUUGGUUCUGGAAAAGAAAUGCCAGUGGACAUGAGGGGAAAUCCUAUCUCCUGAUAUUUCUACUGCUUGAGGAGGUUGGCGAUGAGUUGUAAGACCUGUGACGGCCUGGUCACGUUGGCUGGUUAUCACGUGAGGUGUGGUUGUUUGUAAUGGAUAGGCGCAUUUAUGGUCGUAUUACUAGGUAACCGACCCCUACGGUAACCUUCGGGGUCGCGCGUAUUGCGCGACCCUGACAACCACCCGAGCACCCCAG